Molecule: messenger RNA, 3526 nt
Organism: Epinephelus lanceolatus (giant grouper)
Lineage: Eukaryota; Metazoa; Chordata; Actinopteri; Perciformes; Serranidae
Gene: spire1b
Product: spire-type actin nucleation factor 1b
Biological process (GO): cleavage furrow formation; Golgi vesicle transport; establishment of meiotic spindle localization
Cellular component (GO): cell cortex; cytoplasmic vesicle membrane
Molecular function (GO): microtubule binding; actin binding
Source: RefSeq, a predicted model, not a curated record
GAGAGAGAGACAGGAGAGAGAGAGAGAGCGAUCAUGUGAUGAAGGAGUGAGCCUGACUGUGAGACACACACACACACGGUAAAGGCUACGUUCACACAAACCUCACACACACACCGUCUCAUGACUGCUGCUCCCGAAACCUGAACGACGCGUCGCGCGGGCGGGGAAACAAGCACCGGUACGUUGCUGACUGUCGCUGCUGCCCCGGGGAGCAGAAGGGGAAGCAUCAAUGCCUCCAGGUUGCCUCUCACAUAUCGACCUGGACCUGUUCUCCUCCUCCGGCCUCCUGCGCUGAGAUAAUGAAAGGAUGGCCGAGCAGCGAUGCGGGGACCACGGAGGGCUGACGGAUGAUGCUGCUGCAGCGACACACCGAGAUGAGCAGCAGCAUCACAACACGAUGAAUCCCACGGAGGAAGCAGGACUGGAGGGUCUCUCUUUGGAUGAGAUACUGAGGCUUUAUGGCCAGCCCAUCAAUGAGGAGCAGGCUUGGGCGGUGUGUUAUCAGUGCUGCAGGACGCUGGCGAAGGCACACCGGAGGAGAAGCUGCUCCGCCGCCGCCGGAGCAUCAUCAGCGGCGGCUCUGAGGAGGAUAUCCGGACCGGGGGAUGUUAGGAUACAGAAAGACGGGUCUGUGAGGGUGGAACACCAGAGCUGUAAAGGUAAAUACAGCCCUUGCACAACAACAGAGGUCAUCGAGUCUCUGGGCAUUAUGAUCUACAAGGCUCUGGAUUACGGGCUGAAGGAGAAUGAGGAGAGGGAGCUCAGCCCUCCUCUGGAGCAGCUCAUCGACCUCAUGACCAAUAUGGCCGAGGCUGAGAGGGACGCCUGCCCUGACGAAGGCUAUGAGGCCACAGAGGAAGAGGAUGAGGCGGAGGACGACCCUGACAACAUCUCCAGCAUCCAUGGCUAUAGAGAUAUCCUCAAGCUGUGCACAGUUCAUCUACCCAGUCUAUCAGAUGCCCCCAGUCACUAUCAGGCAGUGUGUCGGGCUCUGUACACAGAAACCAGGGAGCUGGGUACUUUCCUGGACAAGAUCAGGAGUGCCAAAGAGAACCUCCGUAAGAUGGAGGAAGAGUCAUCAGAGGAGCCUGGCAGAGACCUGAAUGAACUACAGAAUUCUGACUGGGCUCGAUUCUGGGUUCAGGUGAUGAGGGACUUGCGUGAAGGAGUCAAGCUGAAGAAGGUGCAGGAGCGUCAGUACAACCCUCUGCCCAUCGAGUACCAGCUCACUCCCUAUGAGAUGCUCAUGGACGACAUCAGGUCCAAGCGCUACAAACUGCGUAAAGUCAUGAUAAAUGGAGACAUCCCACCCAGGUUAAAGAAAAGCGCUCAUGAAGUCAUCCUGGAGUUCAUCAGGUCCAGACCACCUCUCAACCCUGUGUCAGCUCGUAAGCUGAAGCCGCAGACUCAGCCUCCUCCAACGCUGCAUGAACGGAUCUUAGAGGAAAUCAAAUCAGAGAGGAAACUUCGACCAGUGUCGCCCGGUGAGGUCCGCAGGGGAAGACUGGGUUAUGGCAAAACUCGCAGUAUGCCACAGGAUUUGUUCCGUGCUGGAGUAGAUGAGUUUAGUCCGUACAUGGGCAGGAGGACAUCCAGCUCUCUGUCUCUGACCAAUGGAUUAGCAUCUCCCAGGGUAGAACCCUCCGGAUCUCAGUCUGCACCUCAGAGGAAGAGGCUCCUGAAGGCACCUAGCCUCGCCGAGCUGGACAGCUCUGACUCUGAUGAUGAGAUUUUUGGCCGCAAGUCAGCUAGCAGCUCCAGUGUGGCUACAUCUUUGAUGGAUGAUACAUCUCCAGAGUGUGCUCUGGGGAAGAAAACUCCACCCAUGUUCCUGCCCAUCUCUUCUACACCCCAGCCAGAGAGGCGUCAGACCCCCCAGAGGAGACACUCCAUUGAGAAGGAAACCCCGACCACUGUCCGACUGUUUCAACCUCCCUCCAAACAGAGCUCCAAAUCUCUGGAGGAGUUCUGUUUCCCUGUGGAGUGUCUGUCUCUGACGGUGGAGGAGGUGAUGCACAUCAGACAGGUGCUGGUUAAGGCAGAGCUAGAGAAGUUCCAGCAGUACAAAGAAAUCUACAACGCUAUGAAGAAGGGAAAGCUUUGCUUCUGUUGUCGAACCAAAAGGUUUUCCUUCUUCACCUGGUCCUACAUUUGCCAGUUUUGCAAAAAGCCUGUGUGUGCACAGUGCUGCAAAAAGAUGCGGCUGCCGUCCAAACCUUAUUCCAGCUUGCCCAUCUACUCCAUUGGCUCGACCAACACUCUCCCCAGGGAGAGGUUGAGUGCCAUGAGUGCUGUAGGACAAGGACUCUCUGUGGCCGGAGAGCCGGGGCCAUCAGCAGUGGGAGGGGCCCAGGCGCCCCCUGCUUUGAAAGUAGAAACAACAGGAGCAUCUAAAGGAGCUGGAAAAGCCUCUGGAGCAGCAGCUGCUGCUAAAUCUGAGAAGUCCUCUGGCAGUCCACGGCGCCACAGCAUUCAGAAGACCAUGUCCAAGUUUUCAAAGCACGGCUCUUUAAAGUCUCAUGAAGAACUGGAGCUUCCUUCAGAGCUGACAGAGGACUGGGCCACCAUGGAGGUGUGUGUGGACUGCAAGAAGUUCAUCUCUGACAUAAUCGCCUCCAGCAAGCACAGCCUGUCACUGGCCACCAAGAGAGCUCGACUAAAACGCAAGACCCAGUCCUUCUACUUGUCCUCCCCUAAAGGAAGGGAGGAGUACCGCCCCUCUGAACGAACAAUCAAGGAGGUCUAAAACUUUUUAUCUCUCUCUCUCUCUGGCUGCUUCCAGCUCCUAUGGCACAAUUAUAAAGACUCAGCACUGGAUAUGAUUUUACUGUACAUGUAUACUUCAGUCAGAUAAAGCUGUCAGAUUGGCUGAUAUGAACCUCAGUGGUGGACAGUGUGGUGUUUGUUGCUGUGUCCUGAUCAUCGUGUACAGCUCCUUCAGAUGAGCGCAUACUGUAGAUCUGCCAAUUUUUUUUACCAUAUCAUAGAUGAUCCUUUAAUCCCUGGCCACAGACUUUUGAGUAAAGAAGCGAGAAGUGUUGUGAUGAGAAAUGGCAAUGUGUCAAAGUGGAAUGACCUCCCUUCCCUAUGAUGGCACAACAGUGUGGUCCGAUCCAACUCACAUUCAAAUCAAUAAGCACAAGACAGAAGGACUGAUGUGUGUUUGGCUUCCUCAGGCACUGGCACUACAGAAGACACGAGGCCUGCAGAGAGUGACACUCAAGAAAAUACGGGAUAUUAAACUGUACAUUUUGUAUGGGUUUUCAUUUAGUUUUUUACACGCGUGUGUACGGUAAAUGAUUGUUCGAUGAAGUCACCCUCAGUUUUGUUUUGCUGAUGAUGCUUAAUGAGACUUUCCCCCACUUUCGUCUUUACAAAGCAUACUUCAUAGCACACUCCUGUUUUUGAGGAAUCAGGAAAAGUUUCCACACAUCUUUUUUUUUUUUGGAUCACAUGUAGAAAACAGUCUGUUUUCAUACAGAUUUUGUGCCAAAUAACAGCAUCUUUCUAAUCUAUAUGUUAUCCA